This is a messenger RNA of Cynara cardunculus var. scolymus (artichoke), 630 nucleotides long. RefSeq names its product splicing factor, arginine/serine-rich 19-like. NCBI's taxonomy places the organism in Eukaryota, Viridiplantae, Streptophyta, Magnoliopsida, Asterales, Asteraceae. The record is from RefSeq and is a predicted model, not a curated record. The transcript has 2 exons. Bases 111 to 530 code for a protein of 139 amino acids.
AUCCCUCUUAAACCUCCGUAGAAAGGCAGUUGCGGGCGGUGGUGGUUGUGGCCGGUGGCUUUGUACUUCUCUCUUUUUAGUUGCGUUGAUUUGGAAGAAAACUUCAAGAUAUGGCAGCGAUUUGCACCUCCGUGCAUUCCUUCACACCUACUUUGACUUCGAUAUCACCGCCUUCUCCGGCAGUACUGGUAGGAACCUCAAGACUAUCUUCAUCAUCAUGCAUAGCACUUUCAUCAGUUUCCAGAUUUCCUCGAUGCGCUCCUGCUUAUCGGAGGGCGUCAGCCUCCAUGGUUGUUUGUAUGGCACCGGACGAAGAGAGAUUGACUCGCCGGAACCCUCUUGAUUUCCCUGUCGAAUGGGAGAGGCCAAAGCCGGGAAGAAGGCCUGAUAUAUUUCCGCAGUUCAGUCCGAUGAAAACACCAUUGCCGCCACCAUUACCAUACGACCCUCCGGCGGAAGACGAGGAAGAGGAGGAGGAAGAGAACAAAGAAGAAGAAGAAGAGGAUCCUGACAAGGAACAAGCAGACUGACUGAAUAGUGGUAAUCUCUCCAUUUUUGUUUCAAAUCAUUCAGAUGUAAGAUGAUAAUAAUUCUUCAUGCUUUUGCCUUCUACUUUGAUUUCUAGAAUCU